CUGACCUGAAUAUCUGUGGCUGAGGAGGACUCCGCCGACCUCUUUUAAUAUCAUGGAUUUUAGGACCACCAUACGUCGCUUUUGUGCUCCUCUUCAACGGACAGGCCUUCGUCUUGAAGGCGGUUACACGGCAAGUGUGAUGUCUCUCCUAUCUGCUGAAUGGUGACGAGCGGAAGGACUGGUUUAGCAGCCUUACAGUAUCGAUAAGUUAUCAAUUAAAAUCUGGAGUGGGUAGCCUCUGUGUGCAGUUUCGGGGUUUUUAUUGUCUCCGUUCGCCCCGCCUGCUUCUCUGGGUGCUGGCUGGAACUGGAUUUCACUCUUGACUUCGUCGUGUACAUCAACAUUACUGAGACACAACAGUAUUUACUUCUCGAGCGAGGAAGUGAGGCUUGUCAAGCUAGCAUAACUUGACCAAGAUAAGACCGGAGGUUGGGCGAUUUUGCCUUAAUAAUAAAGGCACCAAAUGCAUUACUUUUGACUUUGAAUAAAGACCUUUGGGGUUGGACAGAACAGUAAAACGAAAAGAACAAAACGACGGCGGACUAUUUUAUUAUUAACGGAGUAUAACGUCUCUACUGCUACCUUCUUACGCUGCGUUAUCUAUUCAUCUCCAGGUUGUUUUAUUUUGAAAGCUGCGAACGGAAAUAGUUUUCGCUUCGGCUAUUGUUGAGACUGGUGGGAAGGGGGAUGUGGCCAGGAUGUAUUUAUGCUGCUGUUCAAGAAAUGAAAAUCAUUGAAUCGGUGCUGCUUCGGGAGCCCUGCUUCACCACCGGGCACAGCGGGGGUAACGACAGUGCUGCCCUCCGUCACAGUGGUUGUUGUCGGUGGUCGAAAACAGCGAACACGACCGAGGCUUCUGUGCUGGUUUCGUCUGGACUGGACCGUUUCCAUGAAGGCUUCUCAACCUCACGCCCAAAUAAUUUGUUGAUUUUGUGUGCGGGGUUGUAUUCUGUGCUUAUGUAAUAACAGUAUGUAAAUCGAUACAGUCACGUCGAUUUUUUUUAAAUUAUUCAUUUAAUUAUUUUGUUUUGGACAGAAAGCAUUGUUCUUUUUCCUCUUUUUAUUUUUUUAAAUUUUAUUUCUACAAAUGUCAACAACUCACCAUCAAGUGAUGAUGGAGUCCUCUCUAGCUCUCGGUAGACUGGAACUGACCCCCGGCUCAGCCGCUGUCGGGGUCAACCUGACCCCGUGUCUCUCCGGCGGCGGCCCUGCUAAAGAGAAGAGCGUUCACUGGCCUUUGGGGCCACCGGGCCAGGCUCAUCUUAACGGCUGCGUCCCGCUGUCACAUCAGGUGGCCGGGCACAAGUAUGGAGUGGACAAAGUGGGUAUUUUGCAGCAUCCAGAUGGAACAGUCCUGAAGCAGCUUCAGCCUCCACCAAGAGGUCCACGAGAGAUGGAGUUCUACAGCAAGGUGUAUGCAGAGGACUGCUGUGAUCCGUGUCUCCUGGAGCUCCAGAACCACCUUCCCAAGUACUAUGGCACCUGGUCCUCUCCGGACAGCCCCAAUGACCUGUACCUGAAGCUGGAGGACGUGACUCGUCGCUUCGUCAAGCCGUGCAUCAUGGACGUGAAGCUGGGCCAGCGGAGCUACGAUCCCUUCGCCUCGCAGGAGAAACGGGAGCAGCAGAUCAGAAAAUACCCGCUGAUGGAGGAGAUUGGCUUCCUGGUCCUUGGCAUGAGGGUAUAUAAGGUGUGCAGUGACACGUUUGACUCCUAUGACCAGCACUAUGGAAGGGGACUGGUUAAGGAUACUAUUAAAGAUGGCCUGGCUAAAUUCUUCCACAACGGCGUUUGUCUGAGAAAGGAUGCAGUGUCAGCCAGUAUCCACAGGGUGCAGCAAAUCCUCCGCUGGUUCGAGUCUCAGCACCAGCUGGCCUUCUACGCCAGCUCCCUUCUCUUUGUCUAUGAGGGUCUCCCCUCAUCUUCCUCCUCAUCCUCCCUGUCUUCCCUCCUCAGCACCCCGUCGGUCAGCCCGACUGUGGCAAAAACUGCCACGCUGUCAUCAACGGGCGACAGCUGUCAGAGGGGAGAGGGGAAAGCGAGACAGGAAGGGGAAGGGCAGGAAGAGGAGCUGGCCGAGUACAACAAUAACAACAUUCAGGUGGCGGUGCCCUGGGACUACAGCCUGUCCACCAUUUACACCAACCACAGGAAACAUGGCCACCACCACUGCGCCAAGGGUCAUCUUCACGGCAAAGGCGGCGCCAGCGAGGCCGUGCAGACGACGGCGUGCUCGGUUUCUGGAGAUAACACCUCAGUACUGUGUCAGGAAGACAACUCCGCGUGGAAACGAAGGGGCGAGUCACAGGAGCCGCCAAACGGAAACGGAAACAAAUCACAACUGGAAAGGAAGGUUGAGGAAGGAGAGAGGGAGAACCACGGCAGGACGAGGAGGGAGGAAGAGGAGCUGAAAGGAGACGACGCCACAGAGGGGAGCGGAAGAGAGACGGAGGUGGAGGUCAGGAUGAUCGACUUUGCCCACGUUUUCUCCAGCGAGAGCCACGAUCACGGCUACAUCUACGGCCUCAAACACCUGCUGACGGUGCUGGAGCAGAUCCUCUGCGACGACGCCUAGAGCUCCCACCUCCUCCCCCACCUCCUCCGAACCUCUCAACCUCUCAGCCUGCUCCGAGCUGACCUCCAUCUCCUCCCUCGCCCACCCUCCUUCUUUCUUCUCAAAGGACAGACGCCUUCAGAGCAGAGAGGGAAGAAUCAAAGAAGUGAAUAUUAAAACUGAACCAUCAUUGUCGUCGUCAUCAUCAUCUUCAUCUCACCUGAUCGCGAUGGUUCCAUCGGUCAUGUGUGCGUCUGUGUUUGUGCAUGUGUGUGUCUGUCUGUGUGCGAGCAGAGUGGAGGCGGUAGAGGCUGACAGCUGGUUUCCCAGUGCUCAGCGGCACUACAUGCACUAAUAAAUCCAUGAAGGCAUUACAACCCCGUACUUAAACACAACAUCCUCAGCUGCACGAUUCACUGAUGCUCCUCGUUGCCUGACGUUCAGUCCAUUUAAAAUACUUUAUAUCAGUACAUCUGAAACUGGAGGUAGGAAAUUUGAAAGUGAGAUGAAAGGAAUUUGAUUUGUCUGUAUCAUUUUAUACCAGAAUAACUGUCCCUUUAAUAAUUCUGGGUGUUUCAGAUCAGUAGCUGAAAUAGUUUCAUCCAUAUCCAUGCAACGCUUCGAUUAAAGCAACACUACCUAACUGUUUGCUAAGCAGCGGCCUCUGCAGCCACUACUUUACAGGAUGCUGGUGCAUUCAAUCCUGUUGGGCUCAGAGUCUGAGCGGAAAGCAUCAUUACCAGCAAUCGCACUGUCCACUCACGUGAAGUCAGUGUAUUUUGGUUAAGAUAAAGCAGUACACCUUAUUUUUUUUGUUUUAGAAAAGUACCUAAACUACAGCAGCUGUUACACAUAGCACAGCUGAAGCUUUGUUCUGCUGCUGCUGCUGCUGCGCUCAGACCUUUUCUCUCAUCCCGGCAAUUCGCCGGGAGUCUGCGAGCAUCACGUAAAUCCAGAAGCCUGGAGAGUGUUGGGGUUUAAGUCGGGUUGUCAUUUUUUUUGUGUUUUUGUUCGAACCACUGUCUACAGGUUAUCUAACUCAGGAAAAUUUACUGAAAGGAAAAAAAAAAGUUUAAUAUUACUACUAUUGUCCUACAAGGUGAUCCUCAUGCUGUCUGGUCGUUCAGCUCCAAAUGAUUGUUUUAUAUAGUCUUAUCUCAUGAUUGACCUUAUCUCAUCGAUGUUGACCUUUGACCUCUUAACCUCACGGUGAUCUUACACACACACACGCACACAGACGUUGUGUUGUCUUUUACCACGGCUACUUUAAUUGUUGUUGUACAUGUUCGGCUGCCAAACUCCCUCUUCUUUCCGAGAAGUCUGCGCUCUUUUGCCGUUUGCUGUGAACUUCAGUGCCAUCGCGUCGAGCGUUCACAUAUUAACCUGGAGUUACUGUAAUAUCACCAUUUGAUUUUAGAACUGGGGAAACAAUUGGAAAAAUCCCACCAUUUCCCUCCCAAAGUCUGGAUCAGGAUGUGGGUUUUUUUUUUUUUUUUUUUUUUUUGGGUGGGGGAGCAGGGGGUUGACAGAAGCAACAUGUUAAUGUGCUGUGAUUGGUUAACAUCAUAUUAGCUAAUAUGAUUUAACUUCUCUAAGGAUUUUUUAAGAUUGUCGUAAAAAGAUAUUUGAGACAUGCUGCUUUAAUGAGAGUCGGACUAACUCACAGCUAAAGAGAAGGACAGCGAUUGAAUGGUUUAUGGGUUGAUGACGUUUUAUUUUUGGAGCCAACCGUUUAACUGGUUAACUUUUUUUUUUAAUUGAUUGAUUGAUGUGGGGUUUUUGGGUUUUUUGUUUUUUUUUUACUCUGAUACAGGCUGAUUCUCUGUGUAACGCUGAUUCUAAUAUUCUCAGACCAGGUGUGUUAAAGGUUUAGUGAAACUGUGUAAAGACCAGCACUCCCCAAUCAAACUCCCAUAGCUGUAAGCCUCGUCCAUAUCCUGGAAGAAUUCAGCCACAGGCCACGUGGUCACGCCGUCUCGUGCGUGUACACAGGAUGUGGCUGAACAAAACCUAGUAAGUAGACCUUUUAAAUUUUUUCCACUUUUUUGUUGAACUUUCAAGCUUAAAUUCUGUUAGGGUGUGCAAAUAUUUAUUGACAUUAUGAUCUUGAGUUUGCAAAAGGAUGGGAAGCUUGUCACUCUGACAAUAAGGCCCCAGAUUCCCUGGUUUGCAGGAAUUAUUUUAUUAAUUUUUUACUCCCGCGUAGGAGAAUUUAAAAAAGUCCAGAUAUGCUCAGUAAUAUGCACCUGUAAAGCACAACAGAUGAACAUCUGGAAAGAUGUCUGACCCUACUGUCUAGUGUAAGGACAGGAAACGUCUCUGAGCUCUCUGUCUUCACACUCUAGGACAAAACAAUUGGACAGCUCAGCUGGAGAGAGUCAGCUCUGCAUCUGUGCCACUGUGUGGGUGGAGCUGCUCUAAGCUGUAAGGCUAAACCCCCACUGCCCCCAACGCUAAAAUAAUAUGCACAGGCCUCUUCAGCACGUCAUAUAUGAAUAUCACCAACAAUAUGGAAUUCUCAUCACUUGUAUUAUGAUUUUAAUCGAAACCAAAAGUAACUAUUAGAGUAUCAUAUUAUCAUAUUAUCUCGUUUUUUUCUUCCCUUUUUUAAACUAAAUCAUUAGUUUGAAAUAAUCAAUGUGAAAGUUCAGGAGUCUUUUACUUUUUUUUUUUUUUAAUCACUGCCUUAUUUUCUGUUCAUGUCUCUGUGUUGUCUCUGUGUUUUGUUUUGUUUUUCAGUAUGGAUUAUUGAUGAUUCCGGCAGCUUUGUGAAUCUCCACUCUGUGUUUCUAGCCUGUUGUGUUAUGGCUAACUCACUAACAAAAAGCAUAUCAUGCAUUUGCAUAUGGGGCAUUUGUUGAUCCGAACUGGGUUUAAAUCGACUCACAGCGAAGCUUCAGUCAGUCAGUCAGCCAGCCAGCCAGUGAGGGACAGCUGAGGGACGACAGGUCCAUCCCAGUGGUCACUGAUUAUUCCCUCUCUUACUGAAUCAGUGAAUUACAAUCACUGAAGACAGAAUACAGAAAGAUAACAGAGAUAAAGGCAGACAUGAUGCUCAGUGUGGAGCCAGGAGGUGGACACUGGACUAAUUACAGGCUUUUAUAGUCUUAUAUUUAUGUAAUAAUAAAAUAUAAUUAUAUCAAUUAGUAAAACGAUCAAUUUUAAAAGAACUAUUCCAAACAGAUUAAUAACAUUUUCAUUUAAAUGGUUUAAUAUAAAAAUUAAAGUGAAAAAAAAUCAUUUGCUAAUUAAUGGUCCUGAUACUUUAUUCUGUCAUUAAAUUAUGUCAUAAUGGUUGGAGGUAAAGAUGAAACCGGAACAUGAAUUUUAAUGGACAGGGUUCCACUCUAACAUUUCAUUUACAGUUUUUAUUCAUUCAUUCAUUCAUUCAUUAGCCUGGGAUUGGGGUUGUUGUUGUGUUGGCAGAAAUCUGACCAGUCAGAGCUCCUGCUGCUGACUGUAAAUGUCAGCGCAUUCAUUCAGUCAUUUAAGGACAGAAUAAGGACAGAGAAUCAUUAAUGAUACUCUGAGUUUUCUAAUACACUUAUUAUGCAAAUCAAUAUAAAAUAAAGGAUAAAAGAAUAAUUUAUGAAUUGACUGUAAUUAAACACUCCAGGCUCACUGGGAUGGAUCACAGUGUAAUGGACAGACACUAUGUUGCAUGAUGGGAAGUUAGGGGGGAGGAGUCACCUCUGCACUGCCUCAGAAUGUCGCAGGAUAAUCUCUGGAUGCACCUUUUUUUUUUUUUUUUUUAAAUUUAAGCCUGUACUGGAAAUAAACACUGACACCAGGACUAAAGUGUGGCACCUGGAGUCAAGUUGUAGGACAUUUCACCGACUCGUGGACACACAGCGUGACUCUGUGCUGCGUCAGUCCAGCUGUGGUCGGUGGAGAUGAAAGCUCAGUCAGCUCGAAAGCGUUUGUUUACACUCCAGUGUCAGUCAGAGGUCGGAACACCAGUCUUUACAAUAUAUUCUUUAACUCCGGGGACUUGAGGUUGUUGGCUUUGUCGUGCAAUGCACCGCAGAUCCAGUUCAUAACUCCUGUAACGUCGACAAAGUAACCAGUCGCUCUUGCAUUAAAGAACCACAGAGCUGGUUUGACAGGUGUUAGACCAUUAACCACACAUGAUGUGUGACUGUGCAUCACUGCUCUGUAAAACUUCUCCUCAUCAGUUACAUGAAAUCAAUUCUUCUUUCCUCCUCCCUGCUGUAAACUGGACACUGAAACAUUUAAAUUCAACUUAAAAUUGUUGAUAUUUACCAUUUUAUGAUGAUUAAAACUCAACAAUGAAGAGAUGCAAAAGAAAAUCAGAAAAGUAAACGUGAGUGAAUUCUCACCUCACACUGAAACCAGCAACCUGCUGCUGUUGCCUGGAAGAUUUGACUCCAAUCUCAAACCUCAUUGGAUGCUUUGAAAUAUAAACAUCAGUGAUGUAAAUCUAAUUAAUGGGGUAAAAUAUGCAAAAACCAGCUGUAUGGUUCUUUAAUGGGAUCCAGGAAGAAAAAGGGAAAAAGUAACAGGGCUUUAAAGAGACAAUAGUGUCUUCUCAGCCAAUCAGAAUCAAUCAUUUGCUUUCCCUUGCGUUCUGAUUGGCUGAGAUACCCUGAGGCCUUUUCCUUCCAGGCGAUGACUUCAGAUCCACUUAAGUGUCUUCAUGUGACGCCUGAUGUCAAACCUUAAGGUGCAGAUGCACAGUUAGUGUGGAAUGCCGUGUCACGUGGUGUGAAUGCCAGGCGCUGCUGUUGUUGCUUUGUCAUCCUGAAAACACAACCUGCAGGUUCAGCUUCUCUGCAGUUGUCGGGACUCCUCCUCCCAAAAGGAGGUGUCCAACCCGGACCCGAUCUGCCCUGUGGAGCCAUGUGACGGAAACCUUUGGAGAGAAUUUUGAUAUAUAUAUACUGGAUUAAACAUGUCUUAUAAAAUGAGCCUGAAACAGAAGAGAAAAGAUCAUGAGUGAACAUAAGGAGAGGAACUCCUGACCAUUCAAAGUCCCUCUGCAGCUACAGACCUGAUGAUCAUUAUUUUUUCAACAAUAAAAAUAUGAAUCAAACUGG
Messenger RNA from Toxotes jaculatrix (banded archerfish), 7611 nucleotides. RefSeq names its product inositol polyphosphate multikinase b (gene ipmkb). The record is from RefSeq and is a predicted model, not a curated record. Gene Ontology annotation, molecular function: inositol-1,4,5-trisphosphate 3-kinase activity; inositol tetrakisphosphate kinase activity. The transcript has 6 exons. Gene Ontology annotation, cellular component: nucleus; cytoplasm. Gene Ontology annotation, biological process: inositol phosphate biosynthetic process. Lineage: Eukaryota; Metazoa; Chordata; Actinopteri; Toxotidae. Bases 1088 to 2575 code for a protein of 495 amino acids.